UAUUAGAAUAAAGGGUUACUAUUUAUGAGGAACAAUUUCUUCUCUCAAAAGUACAAGAAUAUUUGUAAUUUCUUAUUACAGAGAGCAUUGGAAGCUGAAUCUCUGAAAAUAGUCAAGACUGAGAUCAACAGAAAUUGGUCUAAAGGUCCCUAAAGAGUGUGAGCAGUCCACAGAUGAGGGCUCUGCGAUGCCGAAGCGUGAAAUGGAGUUGGUUUUGGUGAGUCCUGAGGAUGUUGAUGAUAAUGAUAUCCCUGCCAGUCGGGCUAAGCUCCACGAUUCCUGUCUGAACAUGCUGUGGAAAUGGAGAAACUUGCUGGACUGUGACGUCCCCACUGACAAGCUACUGAGUCAAGUGACCUGGCAGCAUCAACAGGAGAUGGACGAGUUGUUGGCGCAGGAGGGUAGUCAGAAAAUAAUCAUCAAUGUGGCUGGCUUGAGGUUUGAGACUCACGUGAAAACUCUAGCAGAGUUUCCGGACACACUGCUGGGAAACCCUGCACGAUGCAUGCCCUACUUUGAUCCCCUCACAAAUCAAUAUUUUUUUGACAGAAACCGACCAAGUUUUGAUGCAAUUCUCUAUUACUACCAGUCAGGGGGAAGGAUGCGAAGACCUGCCAACGUGCCCCUCGAUGUCUUUACGGAUGAAAUUAUCUUCUACCAGCUGGGUUCCGAAGCUAUGGAACAGUUCAGAGAGCAAGAGGGCUUCAUUAAGGAAAUGGAGGUUCAGCUGCCCGUACACCCAAUCUUCAGGCAGCUCUGGCUGCUGUUUGAGUAUCCUGAGAGUUCUGGUGCAGCCAGGGGUGUAGCCGUGGUCUCGGUCGUUGUCAUUGUCAUCUCCAUUGUCAUCUUUUGCCUGGAAACACUGCCGGAAUUCCGGGAAGACGUGGAACUGGGCACGUUUAGUGGUUCGGCUCACCACGACCAAAGCUCUGGUCCUGCUCCCAGUUUCUUCACUGACCCCUUCUUUCUCAUUGAGACAGCAUGCAUGCUCUGGUUUUUCUUUGAGUUGCUGGUCAGGGCUGUAGCUUGUCCCAGUAAAUCUGACUUUUUCAGGGACAUGAUGAAUAUAAUCGAUGUGGUUUCCAUCAUUCCGUACUUUGUGACACUUGUUACUGAGCUGAUCAAGCAGCAACAACCCCAGCAGACAGGCAAUGGUCAGACUCAAGGGCAGCACACCAUGUCCCUGGCCAUCCUGCGGAUCAUCCGGCUGGUCAGGGUCUUCAGAAUAUUCAAGCUCUCCAGACACUCCAAGGGACUGCAGAUCCUCGGGCAGACUCUGAAGGCCAGCAUGAGGGAAUUGGGGCUCCUCAUCUUCUUCCUUUUCAUUGGAGUCAUCCUCUUCUCUAGUGCCGUCUACUUUAUUGAGGUGGAUGAGCCUCAAACCCAUUUUUCCAGCAUCCCUGACGCGUUCUGGUGGGCUGUUGUUACAAUGACAACAGUAGGAUAUGGAGAUAUGUGUCCUGUCACCAUUGGCGGCAAGAUGGUAGGGACACUGUGUGCCAUCGCGGGAGUAUUGACCAUCGCCCUACCUGUGCCUGUUAUUGUCUCUAACUUUAACUACUUCUACCACCGAGAGACGGAGAACGAGGAGAAGCAGAACAUCUCAACAUCAAUUGACUGCAAGGAGCUGAUUACGGCAGGAUCCGUCCCGCGGGACUGCAUCGCUUCCAUAAAUAAAACCAAAGCAUUCUGAACCAUCAAGAACAGCUGAUAG
This is a messenger RNA of Amblyraja radiata (thorny skate), 1714 nucleotides long. Its product is annotated as potassium voltage-gated channel subfamily A member 10. The record is from RefSeq and is a predicted model, not a curated record. The coding region runs from base 188 to 1693 and encodes 501 amino acids. The transcript is spliced from 2 exons. Gene Ontology annotation, cellular component: membrane; voltage-gated potassium channel complex. Gene Ontology annotation, molecular function: protein binding; delayed rectifier potassium channel activity. Lineage: Eukaryota; Metazoa; Chordata; Chondrichthyes; Rajiformes; Rajidae. Gene Ontology annotation, biological process: protein homooligomerization; potassium ion transmembrane transport; action potential.